ACUCUGUGACAACAUCAUCAAGUGUGAUCAAUGCAUCGGCGGUAACGGAUGGUACGGGCGGAGGAUCAGUAAUACAGGCUGGAUGCCUCAAAAUACCUCAGGCUCCGUCUGGACCACUCACUGCCUUUUGGCGGUCACCGCUCCGAGCCUUCCGUCUUCAACAGUCUCAGAACUGCAAACUUCAGAGGAGACGGGAACUAGCUGUAUACAACUAAACAACAACAACAAUAACAACAACAACAGCCAUGACCUCAACCCCCCCGCUCAGCUGCGGCUUGCAUCGGCGGCUGAUCCCAGCAACACUGCAGGUUACCUGGUGAAUCAAUACCCGCGGCUGGGGACACUGGAGUUUAUGAUGAGGCAAGCCAACUAGCUUGCGGGACCCAGCAGCGGAGGCUGUCCCCAUGACAGUUGCAGCAUGGACAGUCCUCAUGGCAAGGCCAUAUGAAAGCUUGAAGGGAAGGGGCUGGUGAUCGACGAGACGAGACG
This is a messenger RNA of Aspergillus homomorphus CBS 101889, 489 nucleotides long. RefSeq lists its product as uncharacterized. Lineage: Eukaryota; Fungi; Ascomycota; Eurotiomycetes; Eurotiales; Aspergillaceae. The record is from RefSeq and is a predicted model, not a curated record. The coding region runs from base 83 to 373 and encodes 96 amino acids. The transcript is spliced from 2 exons.